Drosophila navojoa is the source of this 312-nucleotide messenger RNA. RefSeq lists its product as uncharacterized. The record is from RefSeq and is a predicted model, not a curated record. NCBI's taxonomy places the organism in Eukaryota, Metazoa, Arthropoda, Insecta, Diptera, Drosophilidae.
UAUAUGUAUUUAUGGAUAUACAUAUUCCGUAAAUGCAUAUCGAUAGCUAUGUGCGAUGUAGAUCAUCGAUUCAUUAUCUUAUUUUGUAUGCAUCAGCUGCAGGCCGCCCUGCGCCGACGUCAGCGUGAGCGUCAGAAUCGGCAACAUCAUCGGCUACCUGUUGUAGUAUCCGGAGUAAUUGGCAAGUUGACGUUUGACAUCUUUUACCUUAUAUUUGAUCUGGGGAACUGUCAAGAAAACAUGGAAACGUCAAACCAAAAUCUGGAUGUCAGAACUGUUAACAAGGAACAACAAAACAAAACCCCAAGCUAA